GUCAAGGCUGCUCAGAAAGAGGGCCUCUGCCCAGCUGUCCCCUGUGCGUCAUGUGCAGGAGGCCAAGUGGCUCCUCUUACAGGGUCCGGGCAUCCUCUAUAUAUAGCCCAGCACAGACAGCUGCGCAGUCAGUGCCUGACCCCAUAGGACAGCAGAGGUGUGCCUGCCGCGUUCUAGGGAGCCGCACUAUGACGCUGGGCUUGGAGCAGGCUGAGGAGCAGCGGCUGUACCAGCAGACGCUCCUUCAGGACGGCCUCAAGGACAUGCUGGACCACGGCAAGUUCCUGGACUGCGUGGUGCGCGUGGGCGAGCGCGAGUUUCCGUGCCACCGCCUGGUACUGGCCGCCUGCAGCCCCUACUUUCGCGCGCGCUUUCUGGCAGAGCCCGAUGGCGCGGGAGAGCUGCGCCUGGAGGAGGUGUCGCCCGACGUGGUGUCCCAGGUGCUGCACUACCUGUACACGUCGGAGAUCGCGCUGGACGAGGCAAGCGUGCAGGACCUCUUCGCCGCAGCGCACCGAUUCCAGAUCCCGUCCAUCUUCACCAUCUGCGUGUCGUUCCUUCAGAAGCGCCUGUGCUUGGCCAAUUGCCUGGCUGUCUUCCGCCUCGGCCUCCUACUAGACUGCGCGCGCCUGGCGGUGGCAGCGCGCGACUUCAUCUGCUCGCGCUUCCCGCUGGUGGCGCGCGACAGCGACUUCCUGGGGCUCUCCGCUGACGAACUGAUCGCCAUCAUCUCCAGCGACGGCCUCAACGUGGAAAAGGAGGAGGCUGUGUUCGAGGCGGUGAUGCGCUGGGCCGGCAGCGGCGAUACCGAGGCACAGGGGGAGCGUCAGCGCGCGCUGCCUACAGUCUUUGAGAGCAUUCGCUGCCGCCUGCUUCCUCGCGCCUUCCUGGAGAGCCGCGUGGAGCGCCAUCCACUCGUGCGCUCCCAGCCUGAGCUGUUGCGCAAGGUGCAGAUGGUGAAGGAUGCACAUGAGGGCCGCCUCACUACACUACGCAAGAAGAAGAAGGAGAAGGGCGAGAAAACCGUCCAGGCCAAGGAGGCCAACCAGGGCGCAGCAGACGCCAAGGCUGAGGACGAUGAGGAACGUGUACUGCCUGGGAUUCUCAACGAUACCCUGCGCUUCGGCAUGUUCCUGCAAGACCUCAUCUUCAUGAUCAGCGAGGAGGGUGCAGUGGCCUACGACCCAGCCGCCAACGAAUGCUACUGUGCGUCUCUGUCCACCCAGAUCCCCAAGAAUCACGUCAGCCUGGUGACCAAGGAGAACCAGGUCUUCGUGGCCGGUGGCCUCUUCUACAAUGAGGACGACAAGGAGGACCCUAUCAGUGCCUACUUUCUGCAGUUUGACCACUUGGACUCUGAGUGGCUGGGGAUGCCACCACUCCCCUCACCACGCUGCCUCUUCGGCCUGGGGGAGGCUCUCAACGCCAUCUACGUGGUCGGUGGCCGGGAGCUCAAGGACAACGAGGAUAGCCUGGACUCAGUCCUGUGCUAUGACAGGCUGUCAUUCAAGUGGGGUGAAUCGGACUCUCUGCCCUAUGCGGUAUAUGGCCACGCGGUUCUUUCCCACAUGGACCUCAUCUAUGUCAUUGGCGGCAAAGGCAAGGACAGGAAGUGUUUAAGCACGAUGUGUGUCUAUGACCCUAAGAAGUUUGAGUGGAAGGAGCUGGCGCCCAUGCAGACAGCGCGCUCACUCUUUGGGGCCACCGUCCACGAUGGCCGCAUCUUUGUGGCUGCAGGGGUGACAGACACAGGGCUUACCAGCUCCAUGGAGGUGUACAGCAUUGCAGACAACAAGUGGUCCUCUUUUGAGGCCUUUCCACAGGAGCGCAGCUCGCUCAGCCUGGUCAGCCUAGCUGGCACUCUCUACGCCCUGGGUGGCUUUGCCACCCUGGAGACUGAGUCUGGAGAGCUGGUCCCCACAGAACUCAAUGACAUAUGGAGAUUCAAUGAGGACGAGAAGAAGUGGGAGGGGGUCCUGCGGGAGAUCGCCUAUGCGGCCGGUGCCACUUUCCUCCCUGUACGCCUCAACGUGCUUCGCCUGACCAAGAUGUGACCAGUGCAAGGCCCUGACUGAGCCUCCUGUCCCCUGGCCUCACAGCAAAUGCUCUGUGAGAUCCAGAGAGGAGCUGGGAGAGGCCAGUGUGAACCAGAGAGGUUACUUCAGUCAGGAAAGCAUUGGGAGGGACUUCUCCAUGUCUCCUCAAGGACUGCAAAGCUAGGCAGGCACCUCAGGCUGUGUUCUGACCCUGCCCACGUUGGCUGUGUAUGCCCAUUACAUCUCCUAAGGGACUCAGUGUCUGUGCCCAUCAUAUGGGAGUGUCUGUUGAUGGCACCUUCUGGUGCUAACCCAGACCUCCCUUAGGAAGCUCAGGGGCAAUAAACUGCCUUCUGAGCAUCUAACCCAGGGUCUAGAAUCAGCCACCACAAAGAGCCAGUGUCUAGAGGGCUGAAGAUGAAGGGCUUGACUAUACCAGUGUUGGGCUGUCAACGUGGGUGGCCCUGCCCUCACAGGACACCCCAUCAUGUCCUAUGAAUGGCCUUUUCCCCAAAGCCUGGAACCAUCAGCUCAUUGCCCAGAGUGGACAAGAAGCCAGUAGAAUACCAUGGUAGAAAAGUCUUUUAUUCUGUUGCUCAGGCCCCAUGGCCUGGGGCCCAGAUGCAGCUGAGCGGAGCCCAGUCCUCUGCCUCCAACCCUACUCCAGCUUCUCUUUGUCCUUCCUCUGCUCUUCUUCCAACGCCAAGGUUCGCUCACGCUCCUUUACCAGCUGGACACCACAGUAGGUGACAAACAAGGUGGCCAGUGUGGUCUGGGGGAAGCCUGUUGGAGAAAGAGCCAUGCCACCUGAAGCCUCCCAUCCAGAAGACCCUGCACCCUACCCCACACCCCUACUGAGUCCCUUGGGUGCUAGGGUGUUGUGUGUGUGUUGGGUAGACCAGAGGUUCCUGUCCUCAUGCAAGGUUGGGCACAUGCCGUAUCCACUCGCCCUGUCCCUUACCUGUAAGUAUCAGGCGUCGGGCAACCAGCUCUGUGAAUUCAAGGCUGUUGAGACUCACAAGAUUAUACAUGAUGAUAGCCCAAAAGUUUACAGCCCCACAGAGGGCCCGGACCCUCCGAGACAUCUGCUCUGAUAGCCGGGCCUGCUGUCCAAGAAUGUGUCGACAAGAAGGUCAGGAGAGAGGGACCUGGUCAGUCACUGUCACUCAGGCCCAGGGGAACAGCAAGAGCUGAAUAAUGCAGCCAACCCUUGCCACUCAGAAGCCAGGGAGACCCAGUUUCCCACUAGGUGAAACACUGCCCUGGCGAACAAGAGAGGUUUAGGGAGAAAGUUCUGGACCAGGGACCAAGCAUGCCUGGAGAACUCCAGGAAACAACAGGGCUGCCACCUCCUGUGACCUAACUGAUUCCAGCCAAUCCCAGCCCUGGACCUUCCUGCCCACCUCGAUUUGUGCCAGUGGCCCGCACUCUGCCAGCUUCUGCACCCAGAGCUCAAAAUUGAGGCCAAAGCAGUUAAGAACAGACCACAGGUAGACGAUGUCACAAGGCCCAAGCCACAGAGUGGUGAUGACGAACGUGGCCAUGGACGCAGCCAGCUCUGGGAUCACAGCGGAAUGAUCCCCACCAAUGUGGUCAUAUACAUAUCUGCAGAAAAGAUGGGAAAGGGGGCCUGCAGGAGUGUGGGGACAGACAGAGGACACACAGCAGGGUGGCAUGUAGUACAUCAACCUCGGAAUCACCUGUACCUCUGCCCAGCUCCAAACUGUGGAGAAGUGGCCUCAGACCUUCAUAUCUGCAGCUGGAUCUGUCUGGUUCCUAGGUCUGUCUCAUCCAGACCCGGGAUUUUCACAACUGACCCAAGGCUCAUCUGCUCCUGUCUCACUCCGGAGCUGCUUCUCCUGUCCCCACUCAUGCCAGCUCCAGCCCCAACUCAGGCUCAUCACCCGACAGUUGUCAGGCUGUAGGUUGUAGUCAGGAUUCUGGAUUCCCCUCAUCCCCCACAUACAAGCCACAGGUUCUGUCAGCUCUGCUGGAUCUUGACCCUUGACCCUGCAUCACCACUGCUGUCCUUUAGGGGCUCCUCUGCUGCUCAGGAGCUUCCUAGUCCUGCUUUUGCCUUUACCUCCACUCCAUUCUCUACAAAUGCUUUAAGAGUCAGCUCAUGGGGCUGGAGGAAUGUCUCGGCAGUUGAGAGUGUGUACUGCUCUUCCAGAGGACCGGGGUUCAUUUCCCAGCACCCAC
This is a messenger RNA of Onychomys torridus (southern grasshopper mouse), 4238 nucleotides long. It is a transcript of the gene Klhl40, whose product is annotated as kelch like family member 40. Gene Ontology annotation, molecular function: protein binding. The record is from RefSeq and is a predicted model, not a curated record. The coding region runs from base 51 to 2054 and encodes 667 amino acids. Gene Ontology annotation, biological process: negative regulation of proteasomal ubiquitin-dependent protein catabolic process; negative regulation of protein ubiquitination; skeletal muscle fiber development. The transcript is spliced from 6 exons. Lineage: Eukaryota; Metazoa; Chordata; Mammalia; Rodentia; Cricetidae. Gene Ontology annotation, cellular component: I band; A band.